UCUGCUGAUGGUGACCUUUGCGGCUCAAAAAGGCGCUUUUUUGAUCCACACAAAACAGAAAGAGACAACAUCCAAUUUCUGUCCAAGCUGGAUUUUUCCCAUUGCAAACUUUACAUUUGUUUGAUUCUGUUUGAUGUUCCUGAGUCUGCAACAGAGAACCUUGUGCCGGGCCACGAGCCAGACAGUUUUCCUGUGUUCAAUAAGCCAUUUUCGCCUUCCAAGCUCUCCCGAACUCUCUUGUUGGCUGCUGUGCGGCACCCUUCUGACGGUGAGCAUGACCGAUUUCAAUCGCGUGAAUGAUGUCAGCGACCCCGAGGUUGACCAAUCGUUUCAAACAAAACGGUCCACGUUGAAGAGGAUGGCUGUCGCAGGGGCAGCUGCUAUGGUGGUUUGUGUGGGCAUUCUUGCCUUGUCGACGAAUGGCUUCAGCCGCAACUGCAGCAACAUUGCAGCUUUGCAGGGGAAGUCCGCUUUGGAUCUUGAUUCAGCCAUCCGCUCUACCAGUGAAAAGCUGAUUCAGGCAGUGAAGAACAACCAAACCGUGGCUGAUGAGACUGUGAUGAAGGCCAUGGUGAAGGCAGGUCACAAGAUUCAGGACCACUGGGAGAAGCACCACAUCCGCAAGUUGGAUACUCUUACCACCAUCAGAAAGGUGAAAGGAUUCCGCCAAGGACAAAAGGUCAAACUUGCUGGACGUGCGGAAUGCGCCUUCAACGUUUUGGAGGCAUUUGUCUCAGCAGUGGGUAUGGGUGAUGACAUCAAUGCCAUCAUUCGCACUUGCCCUGCACCUCGUGACGGUGAGUCUGAGUUGGCUUGCCAGGUGAACGGUGCCAUCCUGGGUGCUUGGGUAGGAAACCUUGCUACAAAGCUGGCCUUGGCAACUUCCAAUUGUGCCCUGAGCAUCAACGUGGAUGCCAUUUGCUCUGCUGGCAUCACAGGCUUGGUGUCAGGCUUGGGAGAGAUUGCAGCUGGAGCUUCUUUGGGUGCGGCCACAUGUACCGCAACUCCGCCACAGUUGACCACCACCAAGAUCAGUGUCCUGGGAGAUCAGACUGUCCGAGAUGGCCGACGAUUGUUGAUCGGAGAAGGCACUGUCGGCAACGGUGUGCAGUGUGGUGUAGAUGUGGGCAUGGUGGCAGCCAACAUUGCAAACAUGGGUAUUGCCAUCAACAAGGCCGUGAAUGUGAACAAGUGCAAAGCAAGCACCUUCCGUUCACCAUUGAACGUGGUCAAGGGCCUCCAAGAGUCACUUUGCACCGUCGACAUUGGUGGUGCUGUGGCCUACAUCGGUCAGGUUGUUACCUUCAUCAAUCUCAUUGACUUUCUGGAUAUCAACGCACUUUGUGCUGGCUCCAUUGCUGCGAUCACCACGGGUGCAGCGGCCAUUGCGCCCUACGGCGCAGCAGUGCACGCGGGCUGCGCCCUCAACCACUUCUUGAAGACACCCAAGAGUCAAACACAGCUUUCUAAAUUGUGGAAUUCCCCAGGCUAUGAUCCUGUGUCAGGCCUGCCACACCCUCGACGCUUGACGGAAGAGGAAGAGAUGGCCGCUAAGCAACCCUUGAAGGAAAGCUUGGCUCAGAUCGCAGCGAACCGUGAGACUUUGGAGCAGCUGAAGAAGGUGGUUGAUGUUCCUAAACCGGGCAACACAGAGGCAGACAUUGAGACUCUCUUGAACCUCAUGGGCAGCGAGGACAAGCCGCGUGCUGCUUGGCCAUUUGAAUGCUAAGGUGUCUUGAGCGCCUUCUUGAUAGCUCCUGGAUUUGUCGCCUAUUCUCAGUAGGUGGGCAGAUCGUGUCAGAUGCUGAAAUGCAGCUGACACAGAUGGGUAUGGGUUGAAAUUGUGUAAUUAC
Messenger RNA from Cladocopium goreaui, 1853 nucleotides. The record is from the annotation of a GenBank genome assembly. Lineage: Eukaryota; Dinophyceae; Suessiales; Symbiodiniaceae.